Messenger RNA from Apaloderma vittatum (bar-tailed trogon), 939 nucleotides. It is a transcript of the gene EPSTI1, whose product is annotated as epithelial stromal interaction 1 (breast). The transcript is spliced from 10 exons. The record is from RefSeq and is a predicted model, not a curated record. The annotation marks the transcript as partial. NCBI's taxonomy places the organism in Eukaryota, Metazoa, Chordata, Aves, Trogoniformes, Trogonidae.
AUGUCUGGGGCUAGCGGAUGGAGAGAAGGCAGCAGGUACAGGGUGGCUGCUUCUUCCAGUACCCCAUUUUCUUCUCAGAGUCACCUCUGGGAUGGCAACAAUAAAAGACAGGAGGCUGAAAACUCUCAGAAGCUGACGUCUGAAAAGGGGCAAAGCAGACAAGUGUCAGCCUGCCAAGGACAGCAGGAGAAGUAUGUUGGCCCGUAUGUCUUGGUAACUCCAAACAAAACCAGAAGAAACCAGUUGCAACAAAUUGCUAAGAAAGAGCUGGAUGACCGGGAGCAAUGGAAGAAACAGCACAGACCAGGGCCAAUUAAGUUGGUUCCACAGAGACUGGGUGGAAAGGAAUCAGAGUAUCAAGCAAGGCAAAAACAGCAAAUGAUGCUCAUGCAAUCUAAAUACCAACAAAAGCAAAAGAGAGAAGAAUAUGUAAAAGCAAAAAAGGCAGCUGAAGAAGCUGAAAUUCUGAAAAAGAAAGCAAUUCAGAGAGAAAAGGCAGAGAGACUUGAAAAGAAAAAAAGACAACAAGAAAUGGAAAGAAGAGAGAUGUUCUUUGAAGAUCAAUAUCGCAAAACCAAUGAAUUAUUGAACAGAUUGGACUUCGUUUUGCCAAAGAGUGAUGCCUGUCACAUUGCUGAUUAUGGCCCAGAAUCUACAGCAUGGAGUAGAAGCCAUGCUUAUAAGCAAACUCUUCGAGAGGAUGAAACCAGAAGAUUAGAGGAAAUGAAGCAAGAACAACGGAGAAAGGCUGAACUAAUGGAACUUAAGCAAAAGCAGGAAGAAGAAGCCAGAACAAGAGCACAUCAAAAUGAACAGAGAAGGGUAAAUAAUGCUUUCCUGGACCGACUCCAAAACAAAACACAACCUAAUAGCUUCUACCAACCUGGAUAUUCUGCAAGUCUGGACUACCUCAGUAAUGGUGCCUGGGUAAGUUUUUGG